CUCCAGUGGGAUCGAGUGCGCGUCAGGGAGUCACGCGUUUGUCGCCUAGAGUGAUAUUGCACUGCCUUUCAUUUGACACGUUUGAUCGCCUUGAGUGGUCUUCAAUUGAUGUGUUUUGCUGGGUGCUUCCGAGGCAGUCUCUGCAAUCUUUCGCUAUGCCACACGUACGGAGUGCAAGUGCUCGCAUUAUGCGUCGGGCGCUGGCUGCUCAAAACGGAUACUGUGUGCAUUCACCUGUUCGUUUGCCUCUGGAAGGUUUGGUGCCACCUACGUGUCUCCCACCACCAGGGCUGGAACGGGCGACUGCCGAUUUGGUUCUAGAUUAUCUCUUGUUGCGCGAUCCACCUGUUGUUAGAUGCAGUUUGGAGGAGGAGGAGGCUGCCAUUACGACUGUUUCGGAUAAUCUUUCUUGCCGUAUGCUUCAAGCCAAAUAUCCAUGUGCCCCUUCGGCAAAUGCUGGAGUGCUGGCUGCUGAUUCCGUGUUUGAUGUUGGAUUGCAGACUCGGUAUAAUCAUUUGGAGGUGGAGCAAGCUGCCGUUACGACACCCUCGGAGAAUUUUUCUUGCAGUUUGAUGCGGGAGGAGGUUGGUCAGGGAUUCGGAGGCGAUCAGUUCUCUCAGAUGAUGGUGGUUUGCCCACGGGUCUCUUCGGUAGAUAUUGGAGUGCAGGCUUCUUCUAGUACGGAUGUUGCGGACUCUCAUUGUGAAGUCGGCUGUCAGACAGAGAGUGUCGUUGGGAUGGAGGGAGGAGCUUCCGGAGUUCUUCUUGGGAAAGUGACUGUGGCGGCGGAGGAGGAGCUGGAGGCGCCCUCGAGUGCGGAGUCUUCUCCGAACGUGCAGUCUGAUUCUGAUAGCCGCGCCUUGUCAGGAGCGUCCCGGGGGUGUCUGAAUCGUCCCGUCACGCUCAAUGAGGUAUCGAAUCCUGUGCGAGGUCACCGCAAGAGCAGCGGCAAAGGCCAACGAUAUCAUAGCAGCGCCAAGCCGGCCAAGAGCUCUAAAGGCGCCAACAUACGAGGAACUGUUCUUGGGAAAGUGACUGAGGAGGCGGAGGAGGAGUUGGAGGCAGUAUCCGAUGUCACGCUCGCCGUGGCAUCGAACCCUGGCUGCAAGGACGAGGAGGAGGAUAAUGUUCAUAUUGAAGCUGUUGCUCAGAUGGAGCAGGAGGAGGUGGCUCAGGAGGAUUUUCGCGUGUACCUGGAGAAGGCGCUAAAUCUUCGUAUCAGAAAAUACAGAUUUGUACGGGCGACUGCUACGGACGACGUCGUGUCAACGGUGCAUGUGCCAGAUUUCCUUUCUGAAUUUCGAGACUGCGAUGAGGACGAACGGGGCUGUUGGAUUUGGGAUGCGUUCCAAACCUUCAGGGAUCACGGUUCAAUCGAAACCGUCUUACAUGACCUUCAGCAGGUUAUGGACAGUGCUGCCCAGCCGUCUGCUCUUGUGAAAGAGGCGAAACACCUUUAUGACAACUUUAUGGAAUUAUGUGAAUUGCAGACCAGCGGAGAGCUUGAUGGACUUAUUUGAAUUGACUACGCAUGCUUCUGUUGUGUUUGUCCCUUCCUCUCCCCCGCUGUUUCUUCCCCUGGGCUCGCUUUGGCUCCUUGGGCUUCCCUGCUCCCCGCUUGCUCUCCCUUUGGCUCCCCGCUGGCUGGACUCAUGAGAGCUACAGGCCGUGCUGUUCGUGUUGCUAUCAAGUCAUGUUGUUUUUGCACUUCGGUAUCAGUGUUCCGACUUCAGAUAUUUACGACAACAGAGACAUUGUAUCAGACGUAUCCGUGGAGGAUGGGACGGUGGCGUGAGUGAUGAAGGCUCUGCUCUAGGUUGCUUUGUGGGGGUCUCUCUUGGGGACAACCACUGGCGACGAGUGUUCCAGGAGGCUUCUUUGCUCCCUCUGGGGGCCACUGUUACAGAAAGCGAGCUUACAGCUUGUGAACGCCUGCUGCAAGGUGUUCGGCAGAUUAUCUCGGAUAUUCUCGAGCCUCCAACCCCAAAGGGGUUGAGAGGGCGUGAGGGCCUCUAGGGACUCUGCGCGGCUAGGGCGCUCGCGCCCUGUGUAGCCGACCCCAACACCCAACCAAGUUUUGAAUGGAUCCCACAGGCGUCUAGCGUGUGGGGGGGGGGCGCGUCGCCGCGGGCGGCGCGGCAGCCAUCGCUGCCUUCAUCGUCUUCUUCGGGUUCAGCAAGAUCGAGGUCAGCUAGGCCGCUGCACUUGUUAUUGUUAUUGGGUGACGGGCCGCGCCGUGUGGCAGGAUGGGGGGCCGGAGGGCAAUGCUGCGCGGUGCAACCGCAGCGUAUAGGCUCCAGCUCAGACGCUCGUGCAUCGGGCCCAGCUGCAGGUUAUAGCGUUUUGUGCAAGAAUUUGAAAUGAUAGUGGGGAUGUACCACAAGGCGGCAUUGUCAUAAAUGUCAGGCCAACGAUGCUGUCCAGCAGGCGCAUCACACGCGACCCACUCAUGCGUAAUUUGCCGAUGCGGGCCAAACAUAUGAUUUAGAUUAUGCGCCGCAUGUAGCGCGUUUGGGCGGCAGCCCCUCCGUGCUGGAACUAGUUGGAGUCUCUCUCGGAUCGGUUUCUAAAUAUCC
This is a messenger RNA of Prorocentrum cordatum, 2576 nucleotides long. The record is from the annotation of a GenBank genome assembly. NCBI's taxonomy places the organism in Eukaryota, Dinophyceae, Prorocentrales, Prorocentraceae.